Molecule: messenger RNA, 2517 nt
Organism: Amorphotheca resinae ATCC 22711
Lineage: Eukaryota; Fungi; Ascomycota; Leotiomycetes; Helotiales; Amorphothecaceae
Exons: 2
Coding region: 1-2517 (838 amino acids)
Biological process (GO): phosphatidylinositol metabolic process
Molecular function (GO): phosphatidylinositol kinase activity
Source: RefSeq, a predicted model, not a curated record
AUGGAUUCGGGACGCCAACUAGCAACAAACGGAGACAGCGAACUCCCCAGGAAGAUUCUAAUACCGCCGCUACCAACUUCAAAUGGCCAAAGUACAACCCAGAGUACAGCUCAGAGUACGGCCCAGAGUACAGCCCAGAGUACCGGCCAAAGUACGGGCCAAAGUACGGGCCAAAGUACAGGCCAAAGUACAGGCCAAAGCACGGGCCAAAGUACAGGCCAAAGUACAGGUCAGAGUACAGGUCAAAGUACAGGUCCGUUAACUUACACAUCCUCCUUACUACCCGCAACACCAUUGCUGAACGAGUCGCAAGCUCAAGAUGAAGCAAAACCACCUCAUCGAUUUUCAUCUCCCCCAGCAUACCCCCCACCACUCGGCCCUUCGCCAUCAACACAAUCUCUUCCAUACCAAGGUGCUGGAGCACUAAAACAUCGACAUACUUUACAAGUGCCAAAAGCUGGCCCCCCAAGUCGAAGUUCCCGCGACGACGAUGCCUUGUAUACCAGCGGGAGAUUCUCACCUACAGCGUUUGCAACAGGCGUCAGGCGAGCCUCAUUGAAUCUCAAUCGACGACCCACACAGUCACUACAUUCUAAUAUGCCACACGACGAGAUACCCCCAGAUGAAGACGCGAUGAGGUGGGCAGAAGCAGUACGACAAAAGCGAGCUAGUAAGAGGAAGAGGAAAGACGAGGAAGAUGAUGAUCGAGUAGUUGUCGGAACAAAGGUUGAUCAGAACCAUGUGAAUUGGGUUACAGCAUAUAAUAUGUUGACUGGGAUUCGAUUCACCGUUUCGAGGACCAACGCGAAGCUUGAUAGACCGUUGACGGAUGCGGAUUUCGAAGCCAAACACAAGUUCUCGUUUGAUAUAACUGGAAACGAGCUGACGCCUUCCGCCAAAUACGACUUCAAGUUUAAGGACUACGCUCCAUGGGUAUUUCGACACUUGAGGGCAAAAUUCAAGCUUGAUCCCGCAGACUACCUAAUGUCCUUGACGAGCAAGUAUAUACUGUCGGAGCUUGGGUCUCCGGGGAAGAGUGGGAGCUUCUUCUACUUUUCUCGGGACUACAAGUACAUCAUCAAGACCAUCCACCACGCCGAGCACAAGUUCCUGCGGAAGAUCUUGAAGGAAUACUACCACCACGUUGAAGAAAACCCCAACACGCUCCUGUCACAAUUUUAUGGGCUCCAUAGGGUGAAGAUCCCUUAUGGUCGAAAGAUCCAUUUCGUCGUUAUGAACAACCUGUUCCCUCCGCACCGCGACAUACACCAAACAUUCGAUCUCAAAGGAUCGACUGUAGGCCGUGAUUACAGAGAAGAAGACUUGGAGAAGAAUCCUCGAGCGACCCUCAAAGAUCUAAACUGGCUACGGCGAAACAUGUACCUGGAAUUUGGGCCGGAGAAAAAACGAGUAUUCAUUGAACAGAUGGAACGAGAUGUGCGUCUCCUUCAACGACUAAAGAUCAUGGAUUAUAGCAUGCUGGUCGGAAUCCACGAUCUGAGAAAAGGCAACCAAGAAAACCUUCGCGACAAAACACUUCAAGUCUUUCAACCCGGAGGUGAUAGCACUGCCGAUGAUAUCUCUAGCUUGCCGGAAAGGGGAAUACUCAUGCGAACACCGAGUAAACUCGAAACAUUAAGAAAAGCUCGGGAAUUGCGACAGAUGAUUCAACAGGAAAAGCCGAUUCCGAUGGGCCAGACCGGCUCUAGGAUGCCGGACCAGAUGGAAGAAAAUACUGCGAAGAGAGACUUUAUAUUUUAUAGUGAUGAUGGCGGCUUUAGAGCUACCCACGAGGACAAUUCCCCGGGAGAUGAGAUCUUCUUUCUGAGUAUUAUUGAUUGUUUGACACAUUAUGGGGCGGUGAAGAAGUUGGAGCAUUUGUGGAAGGGACUCUCUCACGACAAGAAACAAAUCUCCCCCAUAGCACCUGAGCCGUACGGAGACCGCUUCAUUCGUUUCAUCGAAAGCAUCACCAAGUCCCCCGAAGAAGCAGCUAGAGAACCCCCACCAGCAGUACCACUCACCACCCAUAUCUCUUCCCACGCUCACAUCCACACCCGCCCUGAAUCCGUCUCGGAAACGGCAAGGAGAAGAAGUGGAAGCCAGCCAACGCAUCGACCGGCAACGACUAACACAACGGGUCAGAGGUCUGAGUCGGAAGCGAUGAAGAGUGAACAGAGAAGAGGACUGGAAGAUGAGCCGGACCCAAGAUUGCUGUCAACGAUCAGGAGCCCGAGCGCUGAUCGCACUGGGAGCAUGCAGGGACAGAUCUUGCCGGUCGUGGAAGAGUUGGGGGAGGCGUCCAGCACAGGAAGCCGAAGCGGACGAAGUCGGGAAAGAGAUGACACGCCUCCGACUCCCCCCAAAGAUAGGGUGGAUGGAAGGCCACCUACGCCAAGGAAAGAUGUGGUCAAUUCGAAUGGGGAGGGGGUGAAGACGAUCGGCAGGUCCAGUUUGGAUAAAGAGCUGCCUCCGCUUCCGAAGGUCUCGAGUCCAGCGGAGAUGUCGAGGGGGUAG